UGUGUUUAAAUGGUUUUUCAUUCAAAGUAUUAUUUUUUAGAUAAACCAGCUAUAAUCACAAACUUCUCUUGUAUAUCUUACAAUUGGGUAAGUUUGAAAUGCAAUUGGACCAAACCAGAAAACCCAAUUAGAACGACAUAUAAGUUAUUCUUUAAAUUACCCGGUUAUGCUGGAGACAGAACUAUUAUAAGUUGUCCUAAUGAUGCAGAUUCCAGAGAAAAUAAUUGUUGUUGGGAUUUAUCUACAAUACCAAUGUAUAGACAACCAUACGAAUAUUACUACUUUACAUUAAUUGGGGAUAACGAAUUGGGAAAUUCAACUACAAUUAUUCGUUUUCAUCACUACGCUAAUGUUAUCCCAGCGAGCCCUAUUAAUAUCACAGUGGUGGACACAACACAAUCUAGUGCCUUGCUAAAGUGGUCUGUAGGUGCUAUGACAACUUUUCCACGAGAACUAAAUCAUAAGAUCGAAUAUAAAUCUCAGUGGGAUUCCAAUCCUGAACAUUGGCAUUCUGUAAAUGUGAGUGACUUUUGUAGUUCGCCAUCAACUUCCAAUCAAACCUAUUCUUAUUCGGAUUGUCGAGAACGUGACACUGGAUUUUAUUAUUUCAAUGUAACUGAUUUAAGAUACCCGUUCACGCAUUACGAUUUUCGAAUAUAUGUACGUUCUUCAGUUGCUCGUGGAGAGGAUAAAUGGUCUCCUCCCGGUUGCAUAACUUUGAAAACUAAUCCUUCAAUACCUAGAAGACCUCCACGAACUGAUGUUGGAAGCUUUGAGUGUGUUACUUCGCCAGUGGACAAAUCCAAAAGAGACGUGUUCAUUUACUGGCAAAAUAUUGAAGACAACGAGAAAUGUGGCGAUUCAUUUGAGUAUCGUGCUUACUUCACUUCUACAACUACAGAUAACAAAACCAUUAUUCACCGCAGUAAUGAAACAUAUUCGAAUUAUGCCAAGUUUGAAGGACUCAGUACUGACAUUGCGUACAAUUUUACAGUGUUUUCAUCGAAUAAAGAAGGUUCAUCAAUCGAGUAUUCAACAAUUUUUGUUCCCAUUGAAUCCGAAAAAAUUGACUAACCGCUAUCAUUUACAAAAAUCGCAUUUGAUGAACGAGGUGUAUUUGAACUUUCGUGGAAAAAUGCCAGUAGUCAAACAAUAUUAGCACCUA
This is a messenger RNA of Myzus persicae (green peach aphid), 1165 nucleotides long. Its product is annotated as cytokine receptor-like. Gene Ontology annotation, molecular function: protein binding. The record is from RefSeq and is a predicted model, not a curated record. NCBI's taxonomy places the organism in Eukaryota, Metazoa, Arthropoda, Insecta, Hemiptera, Aphididae. The coding region runs from base 10 to 1074 and encodes 354 amino acids. The transcript has 7 exons.